Anoplopoma fimbria (sablefish) is the source of this 1354-nucleotide messenger RNA. RefSeq lists its product as uncharacterized. Lineage: Eukaryota; Metazoa; Chordata; Actinopteri; Perciformes; Anoplopomatidae. The record is from RefSeq and is a predicted model, not a curated record. Gene Ontology annotation, molecular function: nucleic acid binding. Bases 419 to 1354 code for a protein of 311 amino acids. The transcript has 2 exons.
UAGUGAGAGGAGCAGGAGUAGUGAGAGGAGCAGGAGUAGUGAGAGGAGCAGGAGUAGUGAGAGGAGCAGGAGAAGUGAGAGGAGCAGGUCCAGGGAGAAGAGCAGGCCUAAGGAGAGGGCAAGGUAGAGGUAUAAGAAUGCGUGGUGGUGGCAUUCUAAGGGCUACAAGGGCAGUGGUGAGUGAUGGAAUUCGUGCCACUAUCAUUGACCAUGUGAUAAACCACGGUCUUUCACUAAGGGAGGCUGGUGAAAGAGUACAGCCCAAUUUGGGGCGGUCAACGGUUGCGUCAAUUAUACGCAUCUUUCAACAAACCAACAGGUAAGUUUGCAUUUUACAUGGAUUGUUUCUAUUCUCACUUGACAUGUCAAUGAGGCCAUACAGUAAUGCAUAUGUUGAUUUUUUUUGUCCCUCAAAAGAAUGCAACGUCUUCCUCCCUCUGGGGGAAGAGGUAAGCUCCUUAAUCAUCAACAAGAGCUUGCCAUAGUAGAUAUGGUUGUUGCAAAUAACGCAAUUAAACUGCAUGAGAUUCAAAGCAGAAUUUUGGAGGACCAAGAGAUAUUUCACAAUAUCAAUAGCAUCAGCCUCGCAACCAUUACGCGGACAUUGUCCAAACACAGAGUGCGGAUGAAACAGCUCUACACUGUUCCCUUUGAGAGGAACAGUGAGCGAGUCAAGGUGCUACGACAACAAUAUGUCCAGAGAGUUAUGGAAUUGGAGGCCAACCAGGCCCCUCAUGAAUUCGUAUACGUGGAUGAGGCAGGAUUUAAUCUGGCCAAAAGGCGUCGACGUGGAAGAAAUGUCAUUGGAAAAAGGGCCACAGUUGAUGUUCCUGGACAGAGAGGGGCAAAUAUCACUAUGUGUGCGGCAAUUUCAAAUGCAGGAUCACUCCUCCACAAAUGUCAGGUUGGACCUUACAACACCGAGCGCCUCCUUGCUUUUCUCGAUGAUCUCCACCAGCGCCUGGUUCCAGAGCAGGAUCAGGAGGGUGAAAACAGGAGGACCUUCGUUAUCACCUGGGACAACGUGGCCUUCCAUCACUCACAAGCAGUUACAGCAUGGUUUGAGGUCCACUCAAGACUGAUUCGUCUAUUUCUUCCACCCUAUUCACCUUUCCUCAACCCCAUAGAGGAGUUCUUUUCUACAUGGAGGUGGAAAGUCUAUGACCAUCAGCCACAUGACCAGUUGUCCCUCCUUGAAGCCAUGGAUGCUGGCUGCAGGGACAUCACAGUUGAUGAUUGUCAAGGGUGGAUCAGGCAUUCCAAGCGGUUUUAUCCAAGGUGUAUCGCCUUGGAUAACAUCAGAUGCGAUGUGGAUGAAAACUUGUGGCCUAACCCUGAAGAUCGCAGGGAUUAG